Molecule: messenger RNA, 2202 nt
Organism: Cavenderia fasciculata
Lineage: Eukaryota; Evosea; Eumycetozoa; Acytosteliales; Cavenderiaceae
Exons: 1
Coding region: 1-2202 (733 amino acids)
Source: RefSeq, a predicted model, not a curated record
AUGACUAUUCAAUUAGUAUUUAGUAAUAGAUAUUUAUUUAGAUUAAUUAUUGAUUAUAGAAAUCAAUACUUGGGAUCAACACAUUGGUUUGAAUUAGUUUCAAGACCAUUACAUCUUCAACUAAAGGACGAUCAUGUUGAUAGUGAUAUUAUUAGAUACUCAAUCAAACACUUUUAUCGUAUCCAUAAAGAUAUUACCGAUCGGGUAUAUAACAACAUGUUAUAUAACAACAACGACAGUGGUAAUGGUAGCUUUACGGUAUUGCCAAUUGAAGCUGCCAUCAAUGCCAACAAUCUAGAUGCUAUUAUUCAAAUGCAUCAAUGUGAUCUAGAGGAUGAUGAAUACUGUACAGUGACGACUGAUACGAUUAAUCUUGCAACUGCUAGUCAUGUAGGGUUGGACAUUUUCAAGUAUCUGGCCAAUCAAGAUUAUAUAGUACCAAAUAGAGAGAUUGACAUAUUGGUACUAUUCGAAGCAAUAAACAACAAUCGGUUGGAUAUUGUAGAAUACAUUUUCGACGAGCUAUCUAUAGAGACAAAGUACAAAGAUUAUGUUGGUAGUCCUAUUUCAGAGGCCAUUUCAAAUGGUCCGAGUCAUAGAGAGAUUAUAAAGUAUCUGCUCGGCAAGUGUACAUUGGAACCAAUCGAGAUUGGCUAUGGAUACAAGAUUAGAUCGACUGCAGUCUCUGACAGAGCAUUUCAACGUGCUGUCAAAACUGGCAACAUUGAAUUGGUAGAGUUGGUGCUCCAAGCAGGAUGGUUCCUACCAAAACAACAUGACACUCUCCAUGUCACUUUAAUCUCUGCAAUCUUAUCAAAUAAUAUUGAUAUGAUUAAUUAUGUAUUAAGUGAUCAAUUGUCAUUUGAUACUGACGGCAACAGUCAAAUGACUGAAAAGAUAAAGAUAAAGGUAGAGAUGGGUGAUGAUGUGACACUUUCGGACAAGGUAUUGGAUUUUAUUAUUAAUGAUACAAGGUGUUUGGUAUCUAUCAGUAAUGUUAAUCUUGACCCUUAUAUUGCAGAGAAAAGGGUAGAUGCCAUAGAAAGGUUACUUCAACAUAAAAUGGCAGAAGAAACAUUUGAUCCCAAUCGAGCAUUGGAAUCUAAUGACAUACUAGAGACACUUGUACAUCUAGUGACAGUGCUAAAGGUUGAACCAUUUGAAAAAAUGUCUAUUCACAGUACAACCAAUUACCACGGUGACAAAGAAUUAAUGCGGUUCACACAAAAAUAUUUGUGUAAAAAAGAUAACAAUGAUCGUGACAGCAAGCAGUGUCAAAUGGCUGCCACUUUUCUAUGGACCCAUACCAUUAAAAAGGAGGAGAGCUCGACACCACUAGGUUAUUACGAGUGUCUUGAACAAGCACAUGCGGACGGGAUUAUUACCACUCGACACAUCAUGAAGGCUUUACGGUAUUGGGAUGGUGACCAAGACCUCUUUAAAGUGUUUCCAGCCCUACAUCAGGCAAUCAUCGAUAUGGACCGUACAUUACUGUUGGAGGCAGUUGAGAGCAAGUUUAAAGAAUCUAUAGAUUCCUAUAGUAUGCCAGAAAAAGAUUUUGAUAAACGUAUUAGAGAUAGACCAUGGUCAAUAUUUAAAGGUGCUAUGGAACUAAUAGAAAUGAACAAGGAAUAUUUUAAAAAGGAUUGUUUAGAACCUAUUGGUGAUUGGGCAUGUCGACAAGAUAAUUUAGAUUUGGUUAAAUAUAUUUACAAAUUGGACAAUCCAAGACUAUUUACACCAAAAUCAAUUAGAGUAGCAAUCGUUUCCAACAAAUCUUUAAAUAUUAUUCAAUUCCUCUUUACAAUUGUAUUUCCAGAGACUACAGAUAUAGAAAAACAACUUUCUAUCCCAAUUUUACCAAAACCACUUGUUCUACCAAGGUUUAGUAAUUUUACCUAUCCUCUUCCAAACAACAACAACAACAACGUAUCAAAAUCAAAUAGAUUAUUAUUACUUUCAAGAUAUUCAAAUAAUUUACAAUUAAUGAUACCAUAUCUUCAAGGUCCAUGUAUCACAAGUCGAGAGUAUUUCGAAAACAUAGUAUUCAAUCGAUCACACUAUCAUGUAACCAUUACACAUGACCAUUAUUGGACUCAAGUUUAUCCAUUAUAUGUCCUACUUUUAUCACACAACAAAGAUCAAUAUGAUUAUUCACUUUUAAAUAGAGUCUUGCAAAAUUAUCUAAUUAGCAAUAAAUAA